Rhododendron vialii is the source of this 1164-nucleotide messenger RNA. Its product is annotated as putative receptor-like protein kinase At3g47110. The transcript has 2 exons. Bases 643 to 1164 code for a protein of 173 amino acids. Gene Ontology annotation, biological process: protein phosphorylation. Lineage: Eukaryota; Viridiplantae; Streptophyta; Magnoliopsida; Ericales; Ericaceae. The record is from RefSeq and is a predicted model, not a curated record. Gene Ontology annotation, molecular function: protein kinase activity; ATP binding.
ACAUAUCCCAGAGUUCCUUGGAAAGCUUUUGUUGCUCAAGAAACUCGAUCUUUCUUUCAACGAUUUGGAGGGCCCAAGUGCCAAUUGAAGGGAUUUUUGGAAAUUUCAGCGCAAUUUCUAUAGUCGGGAAUAAUAAGCUAUGUGGAGGCAUUUCAGACUUGCAUUUGCCUUUAUGUUCUCAAGUUGACAAGAAAUCAUCAAGAAAAUUUCUUGCGCCCAAUGUAGUUAUAUAUACCUGUAACUACUAGUGUUAUUUUUGGCCUACUCCUGUGCUCUUUGGCUGCUUGUUAUGUGAUUAGAAAAUCAAACAAGAAAUCUUUAGCUGCACUCUCCGCAGAGGAUUGGGAGCGGGGAAUUUCUUACACGGAACUUGCUAUGUCAACCAAUGGGUUCUCUGAGGAAAAUUUGAUCAGUUCAGGUAGUUUUGGUACUGUAUACAAAGGAAUUCUUUGUGACAGUGCAGUUGUAUCUGUCAAAGUACUAAAUCUUGAAAAGCAAGGUGCUUCCAAGAGUUUCAUGGAUGAAUGCAAUGCUUUGAAGAAUAUACGACAUCGUAAUUAAUAUCCUUGAGAUCAUAACAACGUGUUCGAGUGUUGAUCAACAGGGUAGUGAUUUCAAAGCUCUAGUCCUGUACUCGAGUUCAUGUGCAACGGAAGCCUAGAACAGUGGCUCCAUUCGGGACAUGAUAAACAAAAUCAAGCUAAUAAGAGUUUAAAAAUCAUUCAAAGACUGAACAUAGCCGUAGACGUUGCUUCUGCAUUGGAAUAUCUUCAUCAUCAUUGCGAGGUACCAAUCGUGCACUGUGACCUAAAGCCCAGCAAUGUGCUAUUGGAUUAUGAUAUGACAGCCCAUGUCGGCGACUUUGGAUUGGCAAGGUUUCUUAUUCAAGCAGCGAAUGAUCUUUCGAAUGAGCAAAACUUAUCUGUUGGGCUAAAGGGUUCUGUUGGAUACAUUGCUCCAGAAAAUGGUAUGGGGGCCCAAGUGUCCACACUAGGAGAUGUUUACAGCAACGGGAUUCUCUUGUUGGAGAUGUUUACCGGAAAGAGACCAACUGAUGACAUCUUCAAAGAUGGACUCAGUAUUUGCGACUUUGUUUCAAUGGGUUUGCUUGUGUUGGAAAUACUAUCCGUGAGAUUUUUUGAGAAGGGAAGAGGAAUAUACUAG